AUGGCCGACAGCACCAGCUGGCUGCGUAGAUUCCAGCAAUCUCGCGCGCAACCUCCCAAACAACAACCGCAGCCCAUCAUCACUUCUACUUCGGAGGAUAGCUUUGUCACAAGUGUAACGACCAUCGACAGAAGUGGGAACGCCUCGCCUUUAUCCCAUCCUGCGGCAAUCAGCAAACACCACAUCAAUGGCGGUGGCAUCCGCGUAGUCAGCAACGCCGGGAGCGGAAACGGAAGCGGGAGCGGGGGAAUCGGAGGUAACGCCACCGGGACCGGACCACUACCGCAAAUGCCGCCGCCGCCGCCGCCCAAAACCCCCACAGCGGGUGUCUUCUCCUCGGGGGCUUCAACAGCAAGCUUACGUCGACCAUCACUGCCUCAUCAGAAAUCGCCAAGUGAUAGCAAUGUUAACGGCACAAGCAACCGAUUACUGAGGUCGAGGCCGUCUGCAACUUUCCAACGAGUCUCAAGUUUGCUUAAUCUCGGAGGAGGAGGAAAUGGAACGAAUUCGCCCUCGGCCACCGCCCCAUCGUCACCCUCGUUUUCUUCCGGACGACCUCGUGAGGGAAGCGGUGGCAGUACCAGCCGCUUUACCUUCUUCCGGCCCCUGACGCCGAGUGCUGCGGCAGCACCGGCACCGUCGCUGAGUGCGCUGCCGCUUAGCAAUUGGAGUGCAACGAAUGGAGAAGAUGAGGACGACUGGCUUGGAGGACUGAGGCGAAAUGCUGCUCGGGAAAGCCCCUGGCAUAAUCCCAACUUGAUGCAGAUGGCGGAGACGUUGCAGGCGGUUAUGAUGACGAAGGGGGACUCGAUGGCUCCUCUUCCUGUUCAAUAUAACUCGCUUGUCCACAACGUACUCGAGGGCUUCGCACACCUCACAAAGCGGUUGCAGGCCCUAGAGCAAGAGCUAGCUGAGCUCAAGAACCUUCGAGAGAAGGAACUCGAGCAGUUUCGAGGAAUCAGCGAGGAGUGGAUUCAACGGGAGGACGGCUACAAGGCGGAGAUCAAGCGGCUCGAAGUCGUACUGGCUAAGGAGAGCAAAGAUGGCCUGGCAAGCGUUACGCUGGCGAGGCAGGACACGCUCAUUGAUCGGUCAGGCAGCAAGAGGUUCCAGGCGAGGUUGAAGAGGAUGAGUACUACCGCUGACCGGGAUCGAGCAGGAGAGAGCGAUUAUGAUGAGGACAAGGUGGUGAACGAGCGCUUUGGAGGUGAGACUACCAGGGAUGGAACUCGCUAUGGGAUAAGAGAGAGCUCCCUGCGUAACCUUCCAGUGGACAAUGAUGUCCGCAUCAGUCAACUGGUAAAGAAACGAGCGGCGGAGGACAAGCGGCGGCGUAGAUCACAAUUGCAGCACUCUAUGGUUCCUUCUCCUCCUUCUGUAGAAGAGACUCUCGUUGAUUCAUUAUCGUCACUGUCGCCUCCGUCACCAACCAAGCCAUACAGUGGCCCUCGAUCGAGCCAAAACCAAUAUAUGGGCUCCGUAAACAGCCAAAUCUACAGUCCCUCCACAUCCAGUAGCUCCACCGCGAGUACGGCCUCACCAGAGGCAAGCCGUAGCUUGUCUCACAGGCGCAACAUCAACAAUCUCGUAAUCGAAACCGGGGACGUAUCCACGGCCGUGAAUCCACGACAACGGCGCAUCUUUUCGUAUAUCGAAGGCGAGGCCGAGGUGCUGGGAACGGCCAAUACUGCUUCAGACGAUCGCCAGCACCCAUUUCAAGACUAUUAUGAGUUUGCCAACACACUCAGACAGCAGGAGGGCCGGAGUGAUACACAACCGCUAGCCGGUACAAAUGGCAUUGACUUACCCGACCGUAACUCAACGUCAAAAUUGCUCACAACAGCGGAAGAUUUUAUGAACAAGCCAUCAUCAACACGCCCAGCGGAAGAAGACUCGACCACGUCCUUCAUGGGUACUUCUUCAAAAUCCAGUAACCUCACAGGCCUCACUCCCUCCAACUCCACCGGCUCAGUGAUCUGGGUAGGAAAGCGCAACAGCAGAGCAGCAGCCGCUGCGGUCACCUCCUCCUCCGCGGCUGAGGUUGACCAACCCAGUUACUACGAGACGAGUGUCGGAGUCGGCGUCGGCGGCGGAAAUUACGAGCUUGGAGAGAUAACCAGCACUACCGCGGUAGAAGUACCCAGCACAAAAUACUACCACUACAGCCCGACGAUGACAACGGCGACGGCCACAAGCCCAAGACUAGCACCAGAACUUGGACCAGGAUCAGGAGCAGGACCGACCAUACCUCCCCGGACUACCUCCCACCAGCAGCAGCAGCACAAAGUCGGAAGUGUAAGUCCUAUCAAGGACAGGUUUGAGCAGCUGUUUGAGCAGCAGAAACAGCAAAAACAAUCACAACCUCAGAAUGAGACGAGUCCCGCCCGUGUGGCAGCGGCUCAAAAGGGAGACAAAGACACAACAAAGUCUCCGAUGAACAAGAAUCACGUCUCAGCGACAGUGGCAAUGUUUAAUGAAGGGACUUAA
Molecule: messenger RNA, 2487 nt
Organism: Neurospora tetraspora
Lineage: Eukaryota; Fungi; Ascomycota; Sordariomycetes; Sordariales; Sordariaceae
Exons: 4
Coding region: 1-2487 (828 amino acids)
Source: RefSeq, a predicted model, not a curated record